AUGAAAACUCUUUUAAAAAUAAUAUUAAUACUAAUAACAUUUUCAAUGACAAAAUGCGAGAAAAAAAUAGAAAAUAAGAUGAAUCCGGUAGUUCUUACAACCGCUGCGUCGAUGGAAGAUGGAGAUGGUAAAACUUUUGUCGAUGUCAUGGGAGUAAUGAUAGACUGCAAUGAUACCUUUCGUGUCGAAAUGCCAUAUUUAGAUAGUUUCAACAAGAGCGGCAGUUUUCCAGACGAAACGGACAGAACACCUAAGUGUUUUAUGCGGUGCGUUUUGGAAAAAGUGGAGGUUGUCUCCGAAGACGGUCAGUUUGAUGUGAACCGCACAGCUGAAGUGUUUCCACAGAUCAGAGACGUUCCUCAGGAGGAAAUUAUUGAAAUGGCAACACCGUGUGCGGAGAGAUCGGAAAGUUGUAAAUGCGAAAGAUCAUACCAAUACAUGAAAUGUCUUCUAGAAAAAGUCAUAGAUAAAUAUGACACAACAUAG
Molecule: messenger RNA, 486 nt
Organism: Melitaea cinxia (Glanville fritillary)
Lineage: Eukaryota; Metazoa; Arthropoda; Insecta; Lepidoptera; Nymphalidae
Gene: Obp84a
Product: general odorant-binding protein 84a-like
Exons: 4
Coding region: 1-486 (161 amino acids)
Molecular function (GO): odorant binding
Source: RefSeq, a predicted model, not a curated record